AUGGCGUCCAAGCGGAAAGCAGGAGAGAUGGACGACGCUCCUAUUGAAGCAAAGAGACAGAAGAUAUUGCACGAGCCCCAGGGUUACCCGCCUGGAGUGCUCCCCGGCUUUGACGAACAACUCGCGCGCGCACAAGCGGCCCCUAAGGGGUCCUUGAAGCGGAACGCCGAGGCCAUGGGCGGCGAUUCUACCAGAGCAAAGAGACAGAAGGUCUCGAGCGAGCCCCAGAGCGGCGCGCCGGGCGUACUCGCCAACUACAACGGGUCUGUCGUGGCUCCUUCCCAGUACCUCCAACGUGAGAUUCCGAGGGCCAUGACAGACAUGGUACCUGCCCAGAAUCAGUAUGAUCAGUUCGGGCAGGAGAACUACCAACUCUAUCCCCGACAAUUUCAUCCGCAAGAGCAGAGUACCUACCAGUACCAGGCUCCACUGGAAGCUCGGAAGAAGGCUCCGAAAGGCGUAAUGGGCGGCAAGAGUCAGCAAAAUUUUGAUCCUCGGCAACCGGUCCAGUCGAUGCAAUACCCAGAUCCCGACCAGUUCAAUCCUCCUAUGAACAACCAGUUCAAUCUUCCCAUGGACCAAGGCUAUCGUCACCCGGAUGCCCACCAGUUCAAUCCUCCAAUGGACCAAGGCUAUUAUCACCCGAAUGCCCACCAGUUCGAUCCUCCAAUGAACCAAGGCUAUCAUCACCCGAAUGCACACCAGUUCAACCCUCCAAUGGACCAAGGCUAUCCUCACCCGCCGCCGAAUGCCCACCAACUCACAUACUCGGCAUACCCGCCCAUCGAUCCGGCUCUUGACAUGUAUAUCCCUACGCAAGAGAAUUCAUACGGCAGCCAAUACGUAGCAGCCGAAGCCGUCCAGGUGCAGCAAAAGUUGAACACGAAGACUAACGCAAUCACGCCACAGAUUGCUACGAAGAAACAGGCUUACCAAUCGCAAGAGUCUUUGCAGCAAAAUUCGUGGGAAAGCCCCAACCAGAGAGUAGAUCCUAUUCCGCAGCAACAAAAGUUGAACGCGAAGACUGACGCGAUCACUCCUCGGCUUGCUGCUCAAAAGCAUGCACAGCAAUCACAGGAACAUUCCGAUGCUGCCUUGGUUGACAAGUACCAACUGCCAGAUAAGCAGUUACAGAAGAUUCGCCAAGCUUCACAGCCUAUUAAGCCUACCCAACCCGCUCAGCAACCGGCUCUUCGGGCUAGCUCUCUACCUAACCCAGUCGAUGCAGCUGCUCGAAUCGCACCCCAGAAACCACCUCAACCACCCAACUCCCAGAACUUGAAUAGGUCGUCUGCACAACAAGGUGCAAGACAACCUCCCCAAGCUACCCAAAAGAAUCCAACUCAGAACGACCAAGAACACUUGCCACAGUUCGCUCCGCAGAGUAUCCAACCUGGUUUGAAUGGAAACGUAACUGGCACAGGAGAUGUAGCUCGUAAUGCUCAUGGACAGAAUAUUGGGGGUGAGAAAGGCAAGCAUGACCAGCGCCAGACUAGAAACCUACGGGCUCCGGAUGGACAUGAUCCAGGCAGAGAGAACCCAGAUGGCCAAAUUCGGUUUGAAAACGGUAGACAGGGAGGUCAGGGAGGCCAGGGAGGCCAGAGAAACCAGAGAAACCAGAGCAGAGCUCAGGGAAGCCAGGCAAAUCAGGGAAGCCAGGUAAAUCAGGGAAGCCAGGGAAACCAGAGUGGCAACAGAGCUCAGGGUGGUAACGGAAGUCAUGGUCCAAAUUGGAAUCAGAACACUCAGCCCGCUGCUCUUCCCCAGGUCUCACCCGAAGAAGUGAUGGCCAGGAAUAAUGUCCGUCAGUUGGCCGCAAUGGCACACCAGCAUCAUCUCACUGAUAAGCGUGUGCGUGAUCCGGCUGCGAUGCGCUGGAAUGCGGCGAUGGGACGUGAGGGAACGCAAUUCGAUAAAAAUGAUUGCCUCAUCAAACUUUCAUUCCAACCUGUCAAUUCUGGUACCCCAAAUGCGCCGGAACCCGCCCAAGUUUACGUCGAUUGGGACCUUGCCUUCUAUCACUCACCCGUCCUCGCGGCACACUACGGUCACGAGAAGAACAACUACCGCGAUCCCUUCAAUAUCAAUGUCCGAAUGGGUCCAACAAUGCACUGGCUCCAAAACUGGUUCUACACGAACAAGCUCUUCCCACGUCCGCCACUGUCGAUGGAGCCCAUUCACGACGUCCAAUCUCUGCUGGUCGAUCUCUGGCUCGUCGCCGAAUCCCUCGGAAUGACUCGUCUUCAAAACGAGUGCCUCCACGAGCUUGUCCGUGUGCGCGCCGAGACCAAGAUUGCGUGCUUAGAUGCAACUAUUCUGCUGUACAGUUAUAGUAACGAGGGGUGUAUCCUGCGCAAGUACAUCGUCCAGGAGUACGCGUGGCGAUUUAGCGAAGAGCAUAUCAAGGAGGCCGGCAAGUUCUACCCGCCGGAAAUGAUGGAUGAUCAGGAUGAUCAGGAUGAUUAUGAUGAUGAUGAUGAUGAUGAUGAUGAUGAUGAUGAUGAUGAUGAUGAUGAUGAUGAUGACUUGUAUUAA
Drepanopeziza brunnea f. sp. 'multigermtubi' MB_m1 is the source of this 2535-nucleotide messenger RNA. RefSeq lists its product as uncharacterized. Lineage: Eukaryota; Fungi; Ascomycota; Leotiomycetes; Helotiales; Drepanopezizaceae. The record is from RefSeq and is a predicted model, not a curated record.